This is a messenger RNA of Melanaphis sacchari, 1311 nucleotides long. RefSeq names its product putative nuclease HARBI1. NCBI's taxonomy places the organism in Eukaryota, Metazoa, Arthropoda, Insecta, Hemiptera, Aphididae. The transcript is spliced from 2 exons. The coding region runs from base 14 to 1252 and encodes 412 amino acids. The record is from RefSeq and is a predicted model, not a curated record.
AGUGAUUGCCAAAAUGAAUAGUUUACAAAAAAAAAAUUUGAAUAAAGCAAUAGGACUUAUUUCAACGGCUAUUUUAGAAGAGGUAGAAGAAGAGCUUAAUAAAAGUUCAAAGCGAAUGUGGAUUAGGGAAUGGAUCAAGAGAAGAGACACAUUGGGAGCUACAAAUGGUCUUCUUAGAGAACUAGAAUUUGAAGACCCCAAAGAAUACUUCGUAACGCUAAGAAUGUCUGAAAGCUGUUUUAAUUUUUUGUUGAAAAAAGUGCAACCACAAAUUCAACGUAGUGACACUCACUUAAGAAUGGCGAUUCCUGCAAAAACAAAAUCACAAACAGUUCUAUACUUUCUUGCUACGGGAUGCAGUUUAAGGACGUUAACACAUCUUUUUCGACUUGGAAAAUCAACUAUUUCAGAAUUCAUUCCAGAAGUUUGUAUAGCCAUUUACGAUUCAUUACAGGACUUUAUUAAGGUUCCUGACAAAGAAGGUUGGAAAAAUAUUGAGAAGGGUUUUAAAAACGAAUGGAACUUUCCCAUGUGCUGUGGCGCUAUUGAUGGCAAACACGUUAUAAUUAAAGCACCUCCCGAAUCAGGAAGCUUGUUCUACAAUUACAAGGAAUCAAACAGUAUUGUUUUAAUGGCAGUAGUGGACCAUAAAUAUUGUUUUAGUUAUAUAGAUGUCGGGUGUAAUGGGAGAGUGUCUGAUGCAGGUGUUUUUCGUAACUGCAGUUUGUAUCAAGCAUUAGAGGACGGUAUGCUACCAGAAGGUCAUGUUUUAGUUGGCGACAACGCAUUUCCCUUAAAAGAAUAUUUACUUAAGCCAUUUCCUGGAAACCAGUUGACAUUAAAACAGAAAAUUUUCAACUAUAGAUUGUCGCGUGCAAGAAGAAUAGUCGAAAACGCUUUCGGCAUAAUGGCCGCUAGAUUUCGAGUAUUUGAAAAACCGUUUCCAUACAGCCCCGAAAAGGUCAUUCUUAUCGUAAAAGCAUGUUGUGCUCUUCAUAACUGGCUCAAUGAAACUAAAUUACAAUAUAGACAAUUUGAAUAUACAGUUGAUUCAGAAAAUUUUGAUACUGGAGAAAUUGUCCGAGGUAAUUGGAGGGACGAGUCAGAGCCGAAUGGUUUUGAAUCAUUAAAAAAUAGUUUAGCCAAUCAUUCAACCAGAAGAUCUCAAGACCUUCGCGAAAGAUAUGCCGAUUACUUCGUGGCAGAAGGAUCGAUUCCUUGGCAGACAAAUAUGCACCAUCCGGUGCACUAAAAUGUACAAAUGUACACGUGACUCGGACGAUUUUUUUUCUUAAAUGUCAACUUAAGUUA